UCUGUCGACAUUCCACGAUUCCUUGCAUCGAUCAAACCGUAGCCUCCCCAUCGGCGGCGCGGCGAGGCUGCGCCUUCUCUCCAUCGGCGACGCGCUGCGCCUUCCCUGCAUCGUUCGAACACCACGAGGCCUAACGCCAUCGAGGCCUCCCUCUGCAUCAAGCUCGCCCCGAUUCCUUGCAUCGAUUCCGGCAGCACGCCAACCAGCGCCCACCACCAGGCGCGGCCAGUUUCUCCAUCGCUGUAGCGCCACCACCAGGCUCCAGCUCGCCCACAGCUCGUCCAGCAGCCACCAGCGCCAAUUCCAUCGUCAACGUUCUCUCCGGUGCAAUAUGGCUACUGACGAAAAAAGGCCGGAUACACGUUGCAUUCCUAGCUGCGUGUCGGAUAUAAUUCCACAUAUUCCAGCUUCAAUGUUGGAAAGGAUGGAAGAGCUGAAUCUCACAUCAAUGACCAAGCUGCAGCUAGGGGAUCUUUCCUACAGAAAAACCUGUGGGGACCUUUGGUAAAAGGCAAUUGUUCAUAAAGACCAAAACAUAAUUCAAUUCGAGAUCAAGGAUGGUCAAUCACUUUGGAUCAACCAAGAGGUGGUGCAGCUUGUUCUGAACAUGCCAAGAGGCUCUUCAAAGGAUUUCGAAUGUUCAUUUGAAAAUUCAACAGAAUUCGACAAGCUGUUCAAAGCAUUGAGAUGCGUAUCGUUGAAGUAUCCAGACAAAAAAGCCGCAAAAAAGAGGGAUGCUGAGCGUGCAGGUCAUCAGGCCAAUGAAGGCCAUGAGGUCAAUGAAGCUGAGCUACCGGAUCCCGUGGAAAUGAAUAUUUCUGAGAAACGACGGGCAUUCUCAGCGGAUAACAUCAAGAACUUGUUUCAAAACUGUGAGAAGGAAGAUGUCCGUGCAUAUAUUGAUGAUGAUAUGCUCAUUAGGCUAUAUGUUGGGACGAUGGUAGAUAGACUGCUACUACCAUACACAUCAUUCUAUACAACCAGAGUGACAAUUCAGCAUGUACACAAGGUGGAGAAAUUGCAAGAGAUUGACUGGUCCUACCUGGUGUUUGAAGGCUUGAAGAGUGCUCUAGAUGAUAAGGAUUCAGCUUGGUUAAAUUGUUGUCUGCCUGUGAUUUUGGUUGUUUUGGCGGACUGUGCUGAGGGUAAUACUUUGGGGAUGGAAGAACCAGGUAGAAUUAACCUCUACACUAAUGAGAUGUUCAAGAACAUUUUUGAAGAAGAGAAGAAAGCGAACCAUGGGGGGUUGAAAUGGAAGCGGAAGGGGGCAACGGUAGUGAAGCCGCUAGAGGAUUUUCGGUUGAUUAAAUGGGAGGAUAGUUGCUAUGGCAAAUUGGACAGUUUCAGUCGUAUUAACAGAAGAGAACGCUACAAGGAAAUUUUUUGGACAGAACUCGGGACCAUAUUGUAUUGAAAUGUGAUGACUAUGAGAUAGUUGAGAGUGUUUUUGUUGACUCCUUCAAACCAAAUGGUCGGAUGCAGUCUAACCUAGUGCAUUUAAUAUGCGCCCAUUUGUCAAGGAACUUAGAUGAUGCAAUUAUCUUGAAUGAAUUUUCUGUUAAAGAUUUAGUGGAAGUAAAGGGAACUACAUAUCUGGCCCGUGAUCUCACACAGGACAAAGUGAAGAAUGCGGCGAAGAUAUAUGUUCCUAUUGCUACGGAUCAUCACUAUUCCUUAGUUAUUGUAUCCCAUACGCUGAGAAAGAAAUUUAUCCUGGACUCCUGGGGAGGGGAACAUAAAAAGGAGGCACGUGAUGUGUUAACCAAUCCGGAGCUUUAUUUGUCCAAUACGCAUGGUAUGGACAUAUCUGGGUAUGAGGAAGAAACACCAGCAGUUGAGCAUCAAAUUAACAACUAUGAUUGCGGCUUUCAUGUGUUGCUAUACAUCAAGGGGUUCGAUAAGAUGGACAUAUAUAACAUCACCAGGGAUAAGGUGUUGGAGUUCCGAAUAGACCUCUCUAUGGAACUCCUGGAUGAAUAUCAGCCUUCUCGACAUGGAGCAGAUGCUCAUGCAGAAACUUCAUACGAUUUGCUUGAUGAUAGCCUGAACAGAGAAGAGGCAGUGGAUGAAGAUAAUGUGGUAACAAGGGAUGAACAUCAGGGUGAUGGCCCCCAGUCUUCAAGACAUGAAACAGGGCUUGCUUCUAUUGGGCCUGGAGUUGGCGAAGGCUGCAGGACAAGCUAAAUAAUAAAAUAAGCUCUUUCGAUUAGAUUGUUAAGCGCUUUAACAAUUCAUGUCAGCAUAUCCAUAGUAACCCACUGCUAAAUCCAUGUGAUCAUAUCAAUUGUAACACGUGCAUAAAUCAGUAGUAACCUCGUAUCCAAGUUACAAUAACAACAAAUCUCCAAUAUUACAUAUGUG
Molecule: messenger RNA, 2361 nt
Organism: Hordeum vulgare subsp. vulgare (domesticated barley)
Lineage: Eukaryota; Viridiplantae; Streptophyta; Magnoliopsida; Poales; Poaceae
Exons: 9
Coding region: 1477-2184 (235 amino acids)
Biological process (GO): proteolysis
Molecular function (GO): cysteine-type peptidase activity
Source: RefSeq, a predicted model, not a curated record